AUGCCUGAAGGCUCGCACGUCUCUUGGCCCGUGAUCAUCGUCACAGUGGAAGAACACAGUGUUUGUCCGUGCGCCCGAGAACCAAAUGCAUCCACCCUCGCUGACAUUCUACCCCCGAAUCACCCACCAUCGCCCCUAGGCGUGGAGGGCAGUGGAGGACGGUGCUCACCAGAGUGUUGUGAAGAUAUGCUCCUCGGCACCCAAAACCACUGCGGCGCCAAUCUGGCUAACUCGAAGGGCGCCACGGAUUUCUCAAUUGCGGCAAUCAUGGCUCGGGGACCCUCAAGUCGUGAACCUUCGGAACGAAGUAUUAGUCCAAUUUCCGUUGAUCGCUUUCCGGAAGGUGACGACGAUGUGGACGUCGAUGUGGAACAGUGUAGUGAUUCAGAGGGCCCUCCGAGAACACCCCGAACGUCAAGUGCUGCACUGCCAACACCGCCAAGUCCCUCCGAUGAGGACAGAUUGUCCCCCGAGCCAGUUCAGACACGACCUGGCUUAUUGGGAUCAUGUAACUGUGAUGAAUUACGGCCCGUCCAAUGUCAUUUGGAAACAAAAGAGUUAUGGGAUAAAUUUCACGAAUUGGGAACAGAAAUGAUCAUCACGAAAACUGGAAGGCGGAUGUUUCCCACGCUGAGGGUGUCGUUCAGUGGGCCGCUGCGCCAGGCCCAACCCGCCGACAGGUACGCUGUGCUGCUGGACAUCAUAGCCGUGGACUGCCGACGAUAUCGCUAUGCAUAUCACAGAUCGUCGUGGUUGGUGGCCGGCAAGGCUGAUCCGCCGCCACCGCCGCGGCUCUACGCGCAUCCCGACAGCCCCAUAAGCGCCGAAGCACUCCGCAAGCAAGUGGUGUCGUUCGAGAAGGUCAAGCUGACCAACAAUGAGAUGGACAAGAAUGGACAGCCUUUGCAAUAUUCUACACAACAAAAGUUAGCAAAGAUUGUCUUGAACUCCAUGCACCGAUAUCAGCCGCGGAUACACCUGGUGCGCCUCGGUCCUGGCCAGAACAUUCCCGUCUCGCCCAAGGAGCUGCAGGAGGUUGAGCACAAGACGUACGUGUUCCCAGAGACGGUGUUCACCGCCGUGACCGCCUACCAGAAUCAACUAAUAACCAAAUUGAAGAUCGACUCGAAUCCAUUUGCGAAAGGAUUCAGGGACUCGUCUAGACUUACGGAUUUCGACAGGGAUCCCAUGGACGCUCUGCUGCUGGAGCAGCACCUCCGGACCCCGCUGAGACUGUUUCCGGAGCCCCUGCUGCCGCAGUUCCCGCAGGACGCUGACGGAGCGGCGCUGCUGGAGAAGGCGCGCCAGCAGUUGCAGAUCUGGGGCCGAUCGCCGUACACGGAGCUCCUGCUGCCACAGGUAUACCAGCGUCCCGGACUCGGGGCCCUGAAUCUGGGGCUGUGGCAGGGUCAGUGGCCGCCGCAGCUCUCGGCCGGCUUUCUCAGUUCCGCCGCGGCGGCCUCGCGAACCCCGCCACCCUCCGUCUCCACGCCCUCCAGCUCGGGCUCCCCGUCGCCCGACAUUCGCGCAAAGCAUUUCUCACGCUUCAGCCCCUACCAGGUGCCACCCCACCAUCCGCCCGCCGCGCGCAGCCCACCCAAUUAGCGGCGCCCACCAGAGGCCCGGCUCAGGGGCUACUGAACACGCGCUCACAAGUUCCCAAAGACAAACAUUAUAUAUCAUCUUUCCUGUGAAUAUUCAAUAGCGAACUGUAAUUUAUUUUUGUAGGUGUAUUUCUCACUGUACAUAGAAGGGUAAUUUCAGCGUAACGAAAAUCUCAUUGUAAUAUGUGACUCCCCAGCCCGCGCGAUCCACUUAUGGGAGUGAAUUUUACUGAUAAGCAAAAUUCAUUGCAUUCGCAGGAUGCACUUGAAAUCAUCCCCUUAGAAUUCCCUCGAAAAAAAAUAAAAAAUAUAUUGUGUGACAUCCGUGAAUACAUGAGCAAAGAAACGGCUUCAUAACCAUUAAUGUUAUGGUUUGAGAUGACGUAGGAAAAGUGAAGGAAUUUUUCAAAAUUUAUUUAUCAAGUGACAUGGAAAGUAAACUGUUAAUAAAUUAGCUAAUAGUAUCUAUACUCAUACUAAAACAAGGAAAAGAAGAAACUUAAUGAAAUCUAGAGCAUCAGUAUUACGUAUGUUUAAUGUAUAAAAAAAAUGAGAUAAAAAGCAGAAGUGAAAGAGAAAAGAUUGCAGAGAUAAAAUGUAUCUUUUAAUUUAUAUUGUGGAUAAUCGUGUAGCAAAACAAUUUGAGAGUUAUGGCAAUACGUGUUUCUUUUCCCUGUGUAUAAAUAGUUGAAAAUAAAACUAAAUGGUAAUUUAAUAUUUUGUAAAUAUUAAAUUAUGACAAAUUGUCUUUGAGAGAAGUACGUUGUUUUUUGCCACAUUGGAUCACUAUACUGAUUACUAAUAUAUCCAUAUGAAUGUGACGCGAAACGAUAUAACAUUUUGCUCCAAUUGACAGGUUAUGAGUGGAUAAAAAAAAGAUAUUAAGAAUAUUCACAUUUAAGGAGGUCAAUUAAUAUGUGUCUCUCUUUUUUACUCCAUUUCUCUGUUGUUAGUUCAAAUUCAAAUUGUUUAAUAGAACUCCAAUUUUUUGUUCAAUGUUGAACUCAUAAUUGGACCUUUUUUGUACUUCAUUCACAGCCACGCAGUUGAGCGCGCAAUGACAGAUAAAAUUAGACACGGUUUGUCAAUGUGAAAUUAUCGUAUAUAUGAAAUAACAUAACAAACAAGUGUCGCGCAAGAGAGAAAAGAAACAAUUUAUAGUGAAAAAAAAAAUUGUAUUAUGGAAUGAUAAAUGUGUAAAUAGUGAAAUAAAUUGCCUAUAUAGUACUUGAAAUACAAUUAACUGUGGGAUGUAAAUUAUAAUUAAUAUUACUAUAUAUAAAUAGAGAAAAGUAUAAUCAAUAAAAUAUUUAA
This is a messenger RNA of Phlebotomus argentipes, 2918 nucleotides long. It is a transcript of the gene mid, whose product is annotated as T-box protein H15. The transcript is spliced from 8 exons. Gene Ontology annotation, cellular component: nucleus. NCBI's taxonomy places the organism in Eukaryota, Metazoa, Arthropoda, Insecta, Diptera, Psychodidae. Gene Ontology annotation, biological process: heart development; cell fate specification; regulation of transcription by RNA polymerase II. Gene Ontology annotation, molecular function: DNA-binding transcription factor activity, RNA polymerase II-specific; RNA polymerase II cis-regulatory region sequence-specific DNA binding. The record is from RefSeq and is a predicted model, not a curated record. The coding region runs from base 1 to 1605 and encodes 534 amino acids.